GUUUACUGUGUGAUUCUGACAGGGGGAGGAGGUGGGAGCUUAGAGGUGCUGGGUGGGAGAUAAGCUCCUAGUUUGGGGUGCUGGGCCAGAGGAGCAGGGUGGGUGCAAGAGACAGAGGUGCAAGAGUAAAGAUGCAUGAGGGGAAGGGAGCAAGACCCUGAGAGCAGCUGAGGGAGCUGGAUCCUUAUGGAGGGAGUUUGGACCCAUUAAAUCCUUUAGGUGGGAGCACAGUCUGUUGGAUCAUCUUGGGGUGGGGGGCAGCAAGAUACCGAAAUAACCCCAACAGUGGGAGCUGGGAGAUCGCUGUGCCACUUGGGACCCCAAGACUUUUCUGCCCACAGGACUGGAACAGACACUGCCCUUUGGGUGGAAACCAAGAGUCCCAGAUAUUUUUGGGUCCAAAACUUCUCUGAGCGAAAGCAGAGACCCCCCCCAGAGCUGCCGUAGGGAGGGCUGCACCCCAUGUCUGCCAGGAAAGGUGCCCACCAUGACUAAGUGCAUAGUGAAAGAGUGCAAGAAUACUACCCAGAAGAACAGCGGAGUUACCCUGCACGGCUUCCCCAACUCCCUCAAUGCCAUUAAAGUGUGGCUCAUCCAGACGGGCAAUGACUUUGGCGACCUGGAUGCUUUUGCCCAGCGAGUGUUAGAGUCCCGGAGCAGGUGGCUCUACCGAAUGUGCUCCAAACAUUUCUCGCCUCAGAGUUACAUCUGGAGCGGCAAGAAACUGGUUCUGAAGCCGGACGCCGUGCCCACCAUCUUCCCAGGCAAAGUCAAGAAUAGGUACGUCACGGAGAACCUCAGGGGCCUUCCUCCGUCCAAGAGAGCCCAGGUGGAAAUGCAGUUCCAGCUCCACUCUAUCAUUAAGCAACAUGGUGGCUACCACCCGACGUCUUUAUAUGUCCCCCCAAGUUCCGAUCCGCCCCAUGUAACCCGGGAGCAAGCCCAAUAUAAACCAGGCGCAAAGACCACUUCAACCGCCACCACCAAAGUCAUGGUGGACAAGUCGACCAAUACUGAUCCGAUGUUUGGGAAGGCCGACAAAGGCGUGCUGUGGCCUGAGUUUGAGUACAAUUUUGACGGGGAAGCGUGGAAAAUAAAGCACGAUCAUUUCUACCCUUACAAUCGCUCCAGUUUGCGGGACUCCAUCAAGAAUGCCGCCGCCGAGGCAGAGACCGAGCAGGACUUCUGGUACACGAACGAUUAUGAAACGGAUAAGAACUCCCGGCACUACCACUGUCGCUAUCCAGUAGGUGUGAGGCCGUACGUAUCCAUGGAGAAAGACUCUAUGGGUGAUGGCGCGGUUCCUAUCAAAAUGGGGGAUGUGGCAGUUUAUUUCUCAAGGCAGGAGUGGGAGUACAUAGGCCAGCACCGAGAGCGCUACAAGGAUAUGUUGCCCGAAGUGGAACAACCCUUCAGCAAAUCCCGCCUCCCGAGAAGCAGUGGAGCAGAUAAUCUCAAAGAAACCUUUGCAGCUAAAAAAGUUAAUUUGAUUUCCCCUCUGAAUCCCAAUGUGGUCUCUACACCAGAUCAUUCCAAACAAGACAUGAAUUCGAAUUCACUUUCCCGUGCCCUGGACUCACCAGAAGGGAGAUUUACAGAAGGAAUGCUGAUUAGGGAAGAUGGAUUGUAUUCCUCUGUGUCCCGUGAUGCCCCCUCUCUCACAGGUGUUAUUAAAGAAGAAGCGGAAGAAGUUUCUAUUACGGACGAGUGUUUGAGUGCCGCUGAGAUUUCAGCCUUGGGUUAUCUCUCAGAUGAUUUAGAAGAUGAUGCAUUGGAAGAAGUGGAUUAUCCCAUGCCAGCUAUGGCCUCCCCCAUAGGUAGCAUUAAAGAAGAAAUUGAAGAAAUUACUGUCACGGAUAGUCAUCUAAAUACUUCCCAGGAUCCAAAUACAGAUUCAUCAGAUAAGCUCCAUUCCAGUAGUAGCUGGUUCAACAAAUUCUCCAAACCAACCGGUUUAGACGAGGAGGCUGCCAGUGCUUCAUGCUGGGCAGGGAAAGACCCAUCUAGUGAGUACCCUCUGGCCACCUAUAAAAUUGGCCCUACAGAUCCUUUUCGUUUUUCCAAUAAGUCAGUGAUUAUAAAGAAAAGGGUGGUUAGCUCCAAUAAUGGAGAGUCCAGUUGGAAGCAGGACAAUGGAAACACAUCAGGUAGCAAUGGGCAAAGCAAAGAGCGGCCGCAUAGGUGCCGAACGUGUAACGAAUGCUUUCCCGAAAAAAACCAGCUGGCCGUCCAUCGGAGAAAACACAUUGCCAAGUCACUGCGGUGCGGCGCCUGCGGGAAGGCGUUCAGGUUCCAGUCUCAGCUUAUCAAACACCAGAAAACCCAUAAAGAGGAGAACAUCUACACCUGCCCCAUUUGCGGAGUCCAGUAUGAGCAGAAAGUCCAGUUUGCAGCGCACAUGAGGGUCCACCCCGGGGAGAAACCGUAUAUGUGCGACGAGUGCGGCAGCUGCUUUGUACAAAAGGGCUCCCUCGUUUUACACCAGAAGAAACACAAAGGGUUGGAUGUUUAUAAGUGCAAACUGUGUGGGAACAGAUUCGAUAAAAGAUCGAAGCUGAAAAACCACCUAAAAUUCCACAGACUGGAAAAAACGCCCAUUUUUAGUUGAUGUGAAGGAUUCUAGGUUUUUUAUUCAUUGAUUAAUGAACUGAGACUCAUGAACAGUUUGACUCACAGGGCCUAAGCCUGUUGUAUUGAACAGAAGCCCUU
This is a messenger RNA of Xenopus tropicalis (tropical clawed frog), 2709 nucleotides long. Its product is annotated as zinc finger protein 182. The record is from RefSeq and is a predicted model, not a curated record. Gene Ontology annotation, molecular function: DNA binding. Gene Ontology annotation, biological process: regulation of DNA-templated transcription. Gene Ontology annotation, cellular component: nucleus. The coding region runs from base 488 to 2608 and encodes 706 amino acids. The transcript is spliced from 10 exons. NCBI's taxonomy places the organism in Eukaryota, Metazoa, Chordata, Amphibia, Anura, Pipidae.